This is a messenger RNA of Aspergillus bombycis, 276 nucleotides long. RefSeq lists its product as uncharacterized. Bases 1 to 276 code for a protein of 91 amino acids. Lineage: Eukaryota; Fungi; Ascomycota; Eurotiomycetes; Eurotiales; Aspergillaceae. The record is from RefSeq and is a predicted model, not a curated record. The transcript has a single exon.
AUGCAAUUCACAUACACCGCCAUCGCUCUCGCCCUGGUUACCGCCAUCUCGGCCCAGAACAACUUCGUCAUCAUGAGCUGCAACACCAGCCCCAUUCCCUGCAAGUCUGUUGGCAUACCCUGCAACAAUGAAAAUACCCCCUGGGCCUGUCCUGUCAAUAGUGACCUGGUGGCGGCCUUCGAAGCCCACUGCCGCAACAUCAAUGCCUAUCCCGAGAUUCGCGGAUCUGGCUUCACCUUGAGUGACGCCAAGCAGACAGCUGGAUGCAAGACCUAA